Messenger RNA from Rubroshorea leprosula, 4347 nucleotides. NCBI's taxonomy places the organism in Eukaryota, Viridiplantae, Streptophyta, Magnoliopsida, Malvales, Dipterocarpaceae. The record is from the annotation of a GenBank genome assembly.
GAUACUAAAAUGGGAUUGCAUCACCUUUGUUAGCCCAAAAAGACAUCCAAACUAUGUGCAUGGCUUCGGUGAAGGCCACCGCUUGUACCACUCCUUCAGAUAUUGCCUCGAUUUCCCACAAACCACAACAUCCUCCUACCUUAUCCUCAAACCACCCCUUCUUCUCUAUUAAGGUUCCCGAAUCCUCGAUUGAUGGAGAACCCAUUCCAGGAGUUAGUCACAAACCCCAGGAUCCAGGUGGUUCUAGCAAGCAAUGGAGAGUUUCUACCGCUGGAGACAGCAAUGUUCUUUCUACAACAACCAGACUUCCUAGGGCCUCAACCAUGGAGCGAACAUCGGAUAAUGCGAGCAUGGCGAAGCCCGCUAGUAUUAAAAAAAGAGUUGAAUCCCCAGGAUUUCAUCCACUUGAUGCAGAUCCCAACUCUGGAAACGCCAACGAGGUCAAAUCUACUCUCUGUUUGGGACUUAAAUUUCAGCGCAGGAAGCACCUCAAUAGGCAAAAUGGUUGGCCUUAUCAAACCACACAAGCUGUUUUUUCCCCUGAACCACCCAUACUGCAGCUGCCUGCACUUGUUGGGCUCAAUGAAAAUGGUAUACCUGUUCACCCGAAUCCUUCCACAUCCCUAAAUCCAGAGGGAGAUGGAAUUAUAGCUUGGAAUUGCCGCGGAGCGGCCAAUCAAAAUUUCAUGCGCCAUUUCAGGGAUUUAAAGAACACUCAUGCUCCUGUAAUGAUGCUAAUUUUGGAAACCAAAGUUGCCGGUGAGCGUGCUUCCCAAUUAGCUUUGGGUUUAUAUCCAAAGUACCACAUUGUGGAUGCAGAGGGAUAUGCUGGGGGUUUAUGGCUUCUUUGGGAUGACAACCAGAUUGUGGUGGACGUAGUAGCAACCAGCUCUCAAGCUAUUCAUACAACUGUUAAGGAACUUCUUAACAUGGCAGAGCAUUUUAAGGGUCCUUGGAUUAUUGCCGGGGACUUCAACGAUGUUUUAUUCCAAUCCGAGAAAUUUGGGAGCUCCCCUGUUAAUCAAUCUCAGAUUGAGGCAUAUUCUUCUUGUAUGAAUGGAUGUAAUAUGAUGGAUCUUGGAUUCACUGGUGGCCGCUUCACUUGGGUUAACAUGCAAUUCAAUGGUCAUAUCAUUCGUGAAUGCUUGGAUAGGGUCUGGGGUAACCUUGAGUGGAGAAUCUCCUUUCCACAAGCUACUGUUUUUCACCUUCCCAGAGUCCAUUCUGAUCAUAAUCCUAUACUUUUAUAUCUUAACCCCUCACGUUUGGCUAUUGGGAAACAACCCUUUCGAUUGGAGAAAUUCUGGAUUGACCACCCAGAAUUUCAAAGCUUGGGGCAAGGAGUAUGGCAAUCAAGCAAGCUUUCUACAAGUCAAUGUAUUUCCAAUAUGAUGAGUAGAGCUGAGUCUUGGAGUAAAGCCACCUUUGGGAACUUGUUCAAGCGAAAAAAGAAAAUUCUUGCUCGAUUGGAGGGUAUUUACAAAUACCUAUCCCUUCGACACAAUGUUUUCCUUUCCUGCCUAGAAAAAGAUCUAGCCCUUGAAUACGCAGAUAUCUUGAAAUUUGAGGAGGACCUCUGGUUUAUGAAGUCUAGAACUAAUUGGCUUCUAGAAGAAUGGGAUUCUUCUCAACUGCAAUUAUCUAGCUUGGCCCAUCCUCCCACUAUGGAUGAGAUUUGGAGGGCUCUCAACAGCAUGAAACCCUUUAAGGCACCAGGAUCGGAUGGGGUUCAUCCUUUUUUCUAUCAGAAACUCUGGGAACAUACUAGAUCCAAAGUUUGUAUUGACAUUUUGCAAGCUUUUUCCAGUAGUACUGUGCCUCUUGGGUGGAAUAACUGCCUUCUUGUGCUGAUCCCUAAGGUUGAGAACCCGGAAUCUAUCACGCAGUCUGGCCAAAAGAUUAAUACAUCCAAGUCUGGUAUUUUCUUCUCUAGAAAUGUGGAGCAUAAUUCUAGAGAAGAGCUUUGCAGUAUCCUAGAAUUUCCUCAAACAGAGAACUUAGGGAAGUAUUUGGGCGUCCCUCUUUCCCCUAGGAAGCUUAAGAAGCAAGAUUGCAACUUCAUAUUAGACAAGUCUUUUAUGCUACCUUCUUCCACUCUUUCUCAAUUAGACAAGAUCACUCGUGACUUUCUUUGGGGAUCGGACUUGCUAAAGAGAAAGAUACAUAUGGUUGCCUGGGAUACAGUGACUCUCCCUAAGUCUCUUGGAGGACUUAGCCUGAAAAGUGCCAAGGAGGCUAACCUGGUUGCAAUGGCCGAGCUGAAUUGGAGAUUAUUCUCAGAAAGAGACAAACUUUGGUGCCAGAUAAUUGCUUCAAAAUAUGGAAUUGGGACACAGCCCUCCCCCAUUCCUAGGAAUGGUUCCCCAAUGCUUAAUAACAUUAGGAAGGGUAGUGAAUUAUUCCAAAAAGGUAUUAAAUGGGUGCCUUAUAAUGGGCGAUCCAUUUCCUUUUGGAAUGAUUGCUGGGUUAUGGAUGCCCCCCUUAGCAACCUAUUAUCCGAACCUAUCUCUUCACAAGACAGGCAGCUCACCGUUGCUGAUGCUUUCGUUAACGGAAGGUUUCAACCCAAUAACAUCUCCUAUCCUAUUGAAGAGGAUUUAGUGAGAAUCAUCUCAGCUACCCCGACUGCCAUAACUUCUUCCAGCACUGACUCUUUUUGCUGGAAAGGAUCAUCUGAUGGCUCCUUUUCAUCAACCUCUACGUAUAACCUUGCUAAAGGUCUACACCACUCACCCAAAGGAGACUGGAAAUGGAUAUGGAAAAUCCAAACCCUUCCUAAGAUCCAACAGUUCAUAUGGCUUUUAUCUCAUGAACGCCUCAAAACCCUUGGUUAUGAGGAGGAUUCACCUUUCUUUUUAUGGCUCCAAAUGAAUUGUUCUAAGACUACCCCUAGUCCUUCAAUUCCUGUCCAAUGGGGAACUCUUUUCUCCUUUGUCAUCUGGAUCAUUUGGCUGCAGAGGAAUGAGAAAAUAUAUCGGCCACAGAGUUAUGACCCCAACCGGGCAAAAAUCUUAAUUAAAGAAAGGGCAAUGGAGUUCAUCUCCACUUCUCCCUAUCCUACAACUGUUAAUGGCUCCUUGGUUUGCAACAAUAUCAAAUGGGAUAAACCCCCUGAGGGUUAUUUCAAGUUAAACAUAGAUGGCUCUUCAUUGAGAACUUCUGGGGCUACUGCUUGUGGUGGAUUGAUUAGGAACUCAUUGGGUAGAUGGGUGGUUGGUUUUGCCAGAAAUAUAGGCAUUACCUCCGCUCUUGGUGCUGAAUUUUGGGGUGUUCGGGAUGGCUUGGUUAUGGCAAGGAACUGGGGUAUUCAAAACAUUAUUGUGGAGAUGGACUCCUUGAUUGUCUUUAAGUUACUUUCUAAUUAUGAUUCUGUUAAUCAUCCAUUUCAUACCAUGAUUUUGGAAUGCAGGGAACUGAUGGCUCAAAUCCCUCGUGUUCGUCUUCGUCAUAUAUUUAGAGAGGCUAAUCAGUGUGCUGAUCAUUUAGCUGCUAUAGGCCAUACUGUUACGGGGUUUGUUUGUUUUGUUAAUUGCCCGCAGGGCCUUGGAUUCGGAUAUGGUAAUCAUGACAAUCCAAGCUUCUCAAUCAAUGAGAAAAUUACUUUUAGUGAAGGAAAUAAUACGCUGGAUAUGUUGAGUAUGAUGGUUGGUCUUCAGAAUUAUGGGCCAUGGUUUGAUGUUCAAGGAGCUGGAAUUUUUUGUGUAGCUCUUGUAGAACUAAUUAAAGGCAAGAGGAAUGACCUUUCUUCAGGAACAUGGACCUAUCAGGGUACUUCCUUUGCUCCUGAAGGCAAUGAUCCAUUGGCCCUAAAUCUUUCAAGCAUGGGGAAGGGUCAAGCCUGGAUUAAUGGACAAAAGCAUAGGUUCUCCGUGAGGAGCAUGGUGGUGACCCGACAAAGAUUUCUGUGGUGGAACGAACUGGUCAAGAAAUAUGCUCAUUUUGUAUCUGAGACUGAUCCUCCACCAGUCGAUUCUUGGAAACCAAACUUAGAAUUCAUGUCUCAAAGUCCCAAAGCUCGACUGAAAUGUGAAAGAGGAUGGCACGUCACUUCAAUUAAAUUUGCCAGUUUUGGAUCUCCUGAAGGAAAUUGUGGUACAUUCAGCACAGAGAUCUGUCAUGCAGACAUAUCACCAAUAGUUAAAAAGUUUAAAUGGUAUUACAGGGCUGCAUUGGUCAGGGGGAAUGCUCAAUAUCUGUCUCCACAGCUCUCCAUAGCUAAUCUUGGCGACCCUUGCCUAGGAAUUCCUAAAAGCCUUGCAAUUGAGGCUCUGUGAAGUAACUGAAAAUUCCAAUAUCGUUGUACAAAAGGGAGGUUUUCUCCUUUACAAAUGAAGGGGUUAAAAGAGG